GAAGAUAGCUGAAGAGAGAAAGUAAAGCAAGGACAUGUAAAUUGUUCCCAGUGAGAGAACUGCGAUUUAAGCGGAUAAAAAUUAAGCGGAGUGGAUUUCUCAUCGGCUCUCUUGUCUCUGCACGCACGCGCGCGCGCGCUGGAGUUUCGGGUGGUUUAAUAUCAUGACGCCGCGGAUGAUCAUCGUGUUGCUUCUCAGUUUCUUCAGCUCAGGAAUUCUGUCUAUCCAGGUGACUCUCACUGAGACAGAGAGACGCACAACUCUUUUUGCUUCGGUCACUUUACGGUGUGAUUACUCGACAUCGGCUCAGCUGCAGAAUGUGAUGGUCACCUGGAAAUUCAAAUCCUUCUGUAAAGAUCCGGUUCUCGAGUAUUACUCCACAGCGUAUCAGUCCGCCCUACAGUUGGGUCAAGACCCUGCCAAUGACUGUCAAGACUAUCAACGUACGGUCAGAACCGUGGCUCAGAAGCUGGGCUCUAAUGAGGCGGUGUUGGGCCCUGAGUACCGGGACAGAAAGGUCUACCUUCAGAACAAGGCGGAUCUGGUCAUCAAUGAGGUGAUGUGGUGGGAUAACGGCAUGUAUUUCUGCUCGGUGGAAGCACCUGGAGACACAAUUGGAGAUUCUGACCAGGAAAUGAAGCUCAUAGUGUAUCAUUGGCUGACGGCUUUUCUGAUCAUCAUUGGAGCUCUGAUGCUUGUCAUUCUGCUGUGUAUCUGCUGCUGUCAGUGCUGUCCACAGAAAUGUUGCUGUUACGUCCGCUGCCCGUGCUGCCCGCAGACCUGCUGCUGUCCUGAGAAAGCGGUUAUGCAGCACAGAUUAAUGAAAGAAGCUCAGAAAGCCAUGAGUCCCUGGAUGAACGGCCAGCCGCUCUACGCACCAAUGAGCAACCACAGUUCCUCCUAUCAGAUGAACCCCAUGCUGUACGCAGGCUCGGCAUCGGGGAAGGGCGGUAUGACUCCGGUUCCUCUCCCCCAUCCUCAGAUGGCACCCAUGCCCAUUACCAUGGCGCCCCCUAGCGUUCACGGCAGCGUUCACGGGAACAACCAGAUGCUGAACUAUCUGGAGAGUCAGGUGAGGGGUAUGGACGCCACCAGUCCGCUUCUGCAGCCGCAGCCUGCCAUCCCGCUGCAGUACAUGCCUCCCCCUCCCCAACACAUGCCGCAACACGUGCCCUUCUCCGCCGGCCCUCCCAGCAUGCUCUCAGGCCUGGACGACAGACAUGCGACGCGCAGAGUCCCGCGGGGAGGACGCUCGCACUCCAGCGGCUCUUCUGCCUACGGAGCCCCGCGACGCGAUAACCGGCACCAUCGUCCAGGUAUUCCGCGGAGCUACAGUCAGGAAGACGUUCUGGACCGCCGGAGCCAAUCUGGAGCGUAUCCUCCACGAUCGAGAUCCAGGGACGAUCUUAUGGCCGACGACGGCAGAGGACCGUCUAGACGAGAUGAUUACUCGCCAUUACCUCGCCGCGGUUCGUGGAGCUCGGCCAAUGAUGAGGACAGCCGUCGUGGAGCAGCUCGAGGAGGACGGGGAGGCGGCUGGAUAGAUCAUCCUCCGAGUUACAGUGAAUAUGAGCCAGGAAAGAAGCCGACGAAGCGCCCGGAACGCUUCUCUGAUAAAAGUUCACGCAGUGGCACCAGCAUUGUCAUCUGAUGUCCACCGACUGCACAUUUAUAACAAACUUGUGUGUGUUCACGUGCACCGACUGAAGAGAAGCGAAACAUUUUAGUGAAGCAAAACGUUUUUAGAAGAUUUUUUUGCAAGACAAUGUACAUUUUGAGUAAAUGUGAAUGAACAUUGGAGAAAGAUUACCUUAAGUUUAAUGGUUUCUUGAUGAAAUAUUUCUUAUUUGAAAAUUGUUGGGGUUUUAAAAAGAAAAUAUGUAAAUAAAUGUUUCGUUGUAGUAUUUAAUUUUUUUACAGUACAGAGCAAUAAAAACACUUAUUGAUGAUUAAUAUGAAUGAAGAGUAAAAUAGUGUUUUGUUAGUGUAGCAGCUCAUGUUGUGUGUAAAAGCUCUUGUGUGUACAUAUCAUGGUGUUCAACUCUCUUGCCUCUUUGUAAAUUGUAUUUUCUUCCAUACUCUUUAAGAAUUGCUGUAAUUUCAAAACUGGAUUUUAUAUUUAACAUUACACUGUUUGUGAACAUGUGAAUCUUUCUGGUCUGUUCAACAAUAUAUAUUUCGUUCUAUCAUUCUCCA
This is a messenger RNA of Triplophysa rosa, 2196 nucleotides long. It is a transcript of the gene ildr1a, whose product is annotated as immunoglobulin-like domain containing receptor 1a. Gene Ontology annotation, molecular function: high-density lipoprotein particle receptor activity. Lineage: Eukaryota; Metazoa; Chordata; Actinopteri; Cypriniformes; Nemacheilidae. The record is from RefSeq and is a predicted model, not a curated record. The coding region runs from base 164 to 1651 and encodes 495 amino acids. Gene Ontology annotation, cellular component: plasma membrane. The transcript is spliced from 8 exons.